Messenger RNA from Pollicipes pollicipes, 953 nucleotides. RefSeq names its product NHP2-like protein 1. Gene Ontology annotation, molecular function: RNA binding. The transcript is spliced from 3 exons. Bases 168 to 554 code for a protein of 128 amino acids. Gene Ontology annotation, cellular component: ribonucleoprotein complex; nucleolus. The record is from RefSeq and is a predicted model, not a curated record. Lineage: Eukaryota; Metazoa; Arthropoda; Thecostraca; Pollicipedomorpha; Pollicipedidae. Gene Ontology annotation, biological process: ribosome biogenesis.
UCUGCCGGGCGGGAAGAGUCUGGCUGUGUUGGUGCGGUUCGUGGAGAUUCAUUUCCCUCGGUGAAGCGACAUAAGUCGCGGAGAGGCUUCUCAUAUCCAUCAUCAAACAGUGUCUAAGGGGGCAGCUUUAUAACCGCACUUUUUUCUACUGCACCGAAGUUAACGAAAUGGCCGAGCCGGAGGUGAACCCCAAGGCGUACCCGUUGGCGGACGCCGCUCUCACUGCCAAGAUCCUGAACCUGGUGCAGCAAGCUGCUAACUACAAGCAGCUGAAGAAGGGGGCGAACGAGGCGACCAAGGCGCUGAACCGUGGCCUGGCCGAGUUCAUCGUGAUGACGGCCGACGCCGAGCCGCUCGAGAUCCUGCUUCACCUACCUCUGCUGUGCGAGGACAAGAACGUUCCCUAUGUCUUCGUGCGCAGCAAGCAGGCGCUGGGUCGCGCCUGCGGCGUGUCCCGUGCCGUCAUCGCCUGUGCGGUCACCGUCGACGAAGGCUCGCAGCUCAAGCCGCAGAUCCAGAGUCUCCACCUGGAGAUUGAGAAGCUGCUCAUCUAGGCGGCCGGCCCGCCGCCGCCGCCGCCCGGUCGGCUGACUGUGACGUCAUCGGAGACCGGCGGGUUUCUGGUGACGUCACUGGAUGACGUCUGACGUGGCACGCGGCGUCCCGUCACGGGUGUUUGCGAAGCUUUUGUGGUCGGAUGUGUCAUUUCGUCGGCUCCGAUGUUGUAUCGACCAGAACUUCAUAUUGCGGUAUUUCAUUUCAUCGCGCCUGUUUGAACGAUCCCGCGUCUCUAUAUGGCGUCGCCGACUGUUCUGAUGACCACCAGCUAUCAGGGAGUUGUCUGUUAACCGUGCGGCGGGGUGCCGUUUUGAGCUAUUCCAAAUGAUGGGAAGGAAAUCCAUCAUAGCGCCAGGAGUGAUUUUUUUUGACAAAUACACGACACAUUGGCAUAA